CAAUUUUCAUUCAUUCUUUCCUCUCCAGUUCAAGUCUUUUACUCAUUUUCUCAUCAUUGAGUCAGCAGCAUCAUGAGAUUUUAAAUAGACAGACAGUAAGAACAUUCUGAAGCUCUUUAAAAAUUCAACUUCAGUCUUAAUUUGGUUACGGUAUAGUGAACAGUCAAAUUUCUACUACUCUAGUUCCUUAAAUCUUUCUCAAUUCCUUUAAAAAAGAAGUUAAAGUUGUCACAGCAGGAAUAUAAAGAGAUUUAAGGUUUAAACAAUAGGAAAUAGGAAGAGCGACAUGUCUGAGAAGUAAAUGAUGGAAUUAAACGCAUGAAGCAGCAUUCGUACAUUGUCGGAAGUGAUGUGAAUGUUAAUUUUUACAAAAAAAGUUCAGAAAUGGAAAAAUAUGAAGUUGAUGGGAACUGCUUAAUUAUCUUUGGCAAUUGUCAUGAUAUAAAUAGCAACAGCAGUAGUAAUAAUGGAACUGACAAUAAUUAUGAUCCGUUCGGAAAUGAAAUGGAAAUGACAACAAAGCAGAGAAAUCAAGCUAAUGCACGGGAACGCUUCAGGACUCACAGGUUCAUUGAAUCAUUUUCUUCCUUAACCACAAAAAAACUCAAUCAAGAACUGAAAAAUUUCUCUCAUCACAGUGUCAAUUCCGCAUUCAACACAUUGAGGCUGUUGAUACCAACUGAACCGAAAAAUAGAAAAUUGUCGAAAAUUGAGACGUUGAGGUUGGCAAAGUCUUACAUCUCGCAUCUUAAUGCUACAUUGGCCACGGGAAAUACUUCAUGUCGACAACCAUGCUUUGGAGCAUCAUCUUUACAUAAGCAGCAGAAGCAUCAGCAUCAGGAACAACAUGAUUAUCGUUCAAAUAUCUGUACAUUCUGUGUUUCCUCCGUCAUUCAUCAAAAGAGGAUUAAUUAAGGAUUAUUUGUGAGUUUAGGGAUGGAUUUUGAUUGAGGGCUAUUAGGAUAUGCCAGCCAUAAAAAAAACUUCCUCAAGUGCCAUAAAAAAGAUUUUUCAAUUAAAUUAAAAUGAUUUUCGUGUUUUU
Messenger RNA from Chironomus riparius, 1042 nucleotides. The record is from the annotation of a GenBank genome assembly. Lineage: Eukaryota; Metazoa; Arthropoda; Insecta; Diptera; Chironomidae.